UAAAGCGACGUGUCCUUGUCCCCCGUGGGCAGCCUCUGCUCGUACGGCCUCGGAUCCCCAGCUGGAAGGGCCUCUCCCAGCCACCACCUCCUGGGAAAACCAGCCUGGAGCUAUGAAGACCAAGAACCGGCCCCCUCGGCGCCGGACACCCAUGCAGGACACAGAAGCCACCUCAGGAGAGCAGACGCCCGACAGACCCCAGUCAGGUUCAGGGGGGUCGGAGCUGACAAAGGGUCUUCGGAGCAGGACAGCCCGUGCAAGCGGCACUCGGGGAGAGGUCAGCCGCCGGCGACAGGGGUCCGGCGGCCGCAGGGAGAACAGCGUUCAGAGGCGACUGGAGAGCAAUGAGCGGGAAAGGCAGCGGAUGCACAAACUCAACAACGCCUUCCAGGCGCUGCGCGAGGUCAUCCCGCACGUGCGGGCUGACAAGAAGCUGUCCAAGAUUGAGACCCUCACACUGGCCAAGAACUAUAUCAAGUCGCUGACGGCCACCAUACUUACUAUGUCCAGCAGUCGUCUCCCCGGGCUGGAGGCACCAGGUCCUGCGCCGGGCCCUAAACUAUACCAGCACUACCAGCAGCAGCAGCAGCAGCAGCAGCAGCAGCAGCAGCAGCAGCAACAGCAGCAGCAGCAGGUGGCUGGGGCCAUGCUUGGUGUCACUGAGGGCCAGCCCCAAGGCCACCUGCAACGGUAUUCUACACAGAUCCACAGCUUCAGAGAGGGGAGCUAGCUCACGCUUCAGGCUCUGGGGGUGGGUUGGCAGUGCCAGCCCGGCCUGCUCAUCUCAGCUGUGCCACAAGCCCCGGACUGGUAAUGACACUAUUGAGGACCUUGAGGGGAUUUUGUUGUUGAUGAAAGUUCUCUCUCUCUCUCUUGUGGCCCAAGCUGGCCUUGAACUCCUGCUCCUCCUCGCCUCCAGCUUCUCUAGGGCUGGGAUUACAGGCAAACAUCAUGACCGGGUGCCACGCUGGGGACCGAGCUAAGGGCUGUGUGUGUGCUAAGCAAGCUCUCCAACUGAGCAGCAUCCCCAGCCCAAGGUUGACUCCAGUGACUCCAUUUUCCUUGAAAGUCAGCUCAGAUACCAGCAUGUGGCAGUUUUUCCUAGCCACCCAGGGGACAAGAGAGAGAGAUCUGGGCCUUCAAGGCAUACAUACUGAGGCCCAGAUCUCCAGAGGAAGCCUACUUGUCCUUGCUGUCUUUGACAGAGGAUGGCCAGGGAGGGAGAGUUCUCGCCUUCCUUACAAUUCAUGUGCGGGGGCUAAGGGUUGACUCCAGGAAAAAAACUUGACUUACAAAUGUCCCUGCUACUGCUGAGCCUAAGAUCCAUCCCAUAUUGUGGGACUACGGGGAAACUGGACCCGAAGUGCCACUCAGUCCCCUCGGGGGAAUAUACAGUAAAGCCAAGAUGGCGUCUCUCUCUUUUUUUUUUUUUUUUAAAUAGCAUUGCCCUGGGCCCAACUCAACAACUGGAGUUAGAAAGGCCUAGCCAGGCCCAAUCCCAUAGGACUUUAAAAGAAAGCUCGCUCACUCCUGCCCUCUCUCCCACUCCCUCCAAUAGACUUCUUGAAAAGCCAUAGUGUCCUAGUCUGUGGCUGACUAAAACUACAACCUUACAGCCUAACCCUAGGAUCUGAGGCCCUGUGUGGAGACCUUUAUGGCAAGGCCUUUAUGAAGAGGACCCUUGAGCCUCUUCUGUACCAGGAGAGACUUGUCCUGGGCCUCCUGCAGAAUUCCCACCGUGCCCCCAUGCUUGGCAUGUCACGUUCUUCUUGGUUGAGCCCCUGAAGUACGGUUGCCAUGUGUUUCUUCACAAGCCGUUGGUACCUUUGGUGUUUUCUCUGAGCUAGAGUGACAGGCACGUCCCUCCCCCAACCUGCUCAUUAAUAAGGAGGGCUGGGUGGUUGGAGGCCUGGUGGCCUCCAGCCCAGCUUCCGUCCCGGGGCGUUCCUGCUCCACUGGCUCUGCAGGCCUUCAGCUCAGACUCUGCUGUCACUGGUCCUUGGCCUCUUCCUCCCCCCCUUGUCUCUCUGCCCAGAACUGACCUGGAGUUCCUUGGGGCUCAUGCCCCCCACCCCCACUUUUACAAUGACAGGAGUCUCACUAUGUAGCUCAGGCUGGCCCUAAACUAUUUUGAAUUUGUGCUUGGUCCAGCCUCCUGUUUCAGCCCCUCCCUCUGCCCCCGAGUACUCUAAACACAGGAUAGGGGGAGAGCCCUGGCACCCCAAGAAAUAGAUGAUAGCUACAUUAGGCCAAGGGGUGUUGGUCUCCUCAUCCCGGUGAGACUUGAUUUGUACAUGGAGAGCUGGUCCAGUCCCUUUCUAGAUCGUACUGAGGUCAGGUAGGGCCUGGGGGCCUGGGGGGCCUGUUAUUUGGAGAUGACUUCUGGAAAAGGUCAAUAGUCAGGGAACUUGCCAGUGUGAGCGGAGGCCAGGCACAACUCCAAGUUGGAAAGACAGAGCCCAGAUAUCUACCUUGCGAUGGGGGACCUGCCCAGUGGAACACAAAGGCCUCUGCGACAGAAUCACAAACCCCAUGGCUGGCUUCCACAGGAGCCGAGGCCAGAGCCGGGCUCCUUCUGUCCAACCUUGCCUGGAAGCACAGGGAGAAAGGGAAGCUCUCCAGCCAAGCCUCUGCCCUAAUGCCGGGCGAGUGACUGCCCAGGGCUGGCCAGGGUCACGUUUGGCAGGACCACAGCCUCGUGGCUUUGUCCACCACAAGCUUCCAUUCGCAGCCCCCUGCCUCCCAGGGAGCGACAUGGGCCUAGCCGUCCAGCUCAUUACUGGUGACAGACAGGCAGGACCUAUCAUCACAAAGGAUCUUUCGGGACUCCUGUCCCAUUAGGAGUCUGUGAUACCAGGAAGUCCUGCUGCUCUGUCUCCCUGUCCCAAGCCCAGGGGAAUUUUUUUUUUUUUUUUUUUGGGAACCGGAGCAUGGGUUGACCUCUAACUUACCACAGGGUAAAGGAUGAUGAACUUCUGCCUCUAUCUCUUGUGCUGAGACUGACUAGAGGUAUGUACGUCCACGCCCAGUUUAGACAGUGCUGGGGACUGAACCCGGGACCUGACAUCCUCAGCAAGCAUUCUACCAAGCAAUCUAUACCCCUAGUGUGGUCUCUUCCGUCCUACUGGGUAAUGGGGCUGAGUUUAUUCAAGCCCCUGGGUAAGAGAGCUGGAGCUGCCCCUUGACCAGGACACUUAGGAUCUGAAGCCCCGUGUGGAGAUCAGGCAGGGCCUUUAUGAAGAGGACCCCUGGGCCUCCAUACACCCAGACACUUGUCCUGGGCCUCCAGAUCUCACCGACUUCACAUCAGCACGAGCAGAGGAACCUGAAAAGUGACCUGUCAGGAAGAAGUCAUGAUGAGCAGCACGGCCUGUGCCUUGCCUGUCACCUCGGUGACAACCUCCCUUAAAUGACCCGGACUGCCUAUUUUUUUCCCCUAGUUCCCUCAGAGUACUAAUGAAAUCGCCAGCUGUAUCUUAAAAUGAAAAGAUUUCACAGUCACUCUGCUCCGGUCCUAGGAACGGGUGCCUGGAGACCUGUGCCUUUUUAACACAAAUGCCUAAUAAAGAUCCAUGAGUCA
Messenger RNA from Apodemus sylvaticus (European woodmouse), 3580 nucleotides. RefSeq names its product basic helix-loop-helix family member a15 (gene Bhlha15). The record is from RefSeq and is a predicted model, not a curated record. Gene Ontology annotation, molecular function: protein dimerization activity. The transcript is spliced from 2 exons. Lineage: Eukaryota; Metazoa; Chordata; Mammalia; Rodentia; Muridae. The coding region runs from base 113 to 730 and encodes 205 amino acids.